CCACAUUGUUUUUCAAUGAUGAGAACUGGGAUUUAGAGUUAAAGGUUUCGGAUAAGUAGUUCUUAACCUUUAAGAUGCAUUAGAAUUACUUAAUUAAGACCUUUUUUUCUGGAGCUACCCGGAGAUUCCCGUUCAGCUAGUGUGGUAUGAUGCUUAAGUAUGGAUCUUUUUUCAAAUUUCCCUAAGCGUUUGAAUUGAUAAAAUUACUUUGAAAAACUGUUUGGCAGUAUAUUAGUUUCUUGUUGCCGCUGUAAUAAAUUAUCACAAACUUUGUGGCUGAAACAAAUAUUUAUUAUCUUACAUUUUUGGAGGUCUCAGCGGUGUUGGCAGCGCUAUGUUCCUUCUGGAGAGGGGAGAAUCCAUUUCCUUGCCUUUUCCAAUGUCUAGAAGAUGCCGAUAUUCUUGGCUCACAGCCUCCUUCUUCCAUCUUUGAAGCCAGGGUCAUGACGUCUGCCCAGUCUUACUUGGGUUAUCAUUUCUCUUGUUCUCUUCCUCCUGCCUUCCUCUGCUACUUUUAAAGAACCUUGUGAUUACACCAGGCCCACCUGGAUGAUCCAGAAUAAUCUCCCUAUUUUAAGGUCAGCUGAUUAGCAAUCUUAAUUCUCUUUUGCCCUGAAGCCUAAUAUACAUACAGGUUCCAUCAGGGCAUGGACAUCUUGGGGGAGCCAUUAUUCUGCCUAUCUGCCUACCACAGUUCAUAGCUACUAAAUUUGAACACAUGCAUGACUUAUGAACUGGCAAUUCCAUUCCCUACAAUAUAUACCUACCAGAAUGUAUAUACAUAUUCUACCUAAGGACACAAAAUUACUUAUCACAGCAUUGUUCAUAACUGCCCCAAACUGGAAACUACUCAAAUGGCCAAAAGUAGAUUAAGUAUGACAACCAGAUCCACUAGUUAAGCAAUCGUAUCUCCUUCAGGUGUGGGACAAGGAGAGUAAACUGGAACGCUGAAUUUUCUCAGGGGCCAAACUAGAAAGUGACUCUAGGUCCAAGACUGGGGAGACGGCAAUUAGAGAAGAGCAUGAGUUUGAGUAAAAAUGGCAAAUUUAUGGGGCUCAACUUAGCACGUGGUAAGACAACACAGUGGGAAAAAGCAAUGCCUAUAAGGAGACUUUAGUUCUUGUUGAAUAUCUGUCACUAACCAGCCGUGUAACCCUUGGUGAAGUCCUGGGUUGAAUUCAAAUUUUCUUUAUCUCAAAAUUACAGAGGAAAUGUGGCCUGGACUUCUGCCUUCUGACUCUGGGGUUCCAGGCAGCCCCAGCUACCCUGACAGAAACGUUUUUGGGUCAGAUUAAUGGAGCCUGUAGCCACAGGACAGGAGUCAGCAGGCGCAGCCACUAGGCACUUUCUGCCAGGGGAUCGUUUUCUCAGCUGCAAAGCGCCUGUCCCUAGGCGCGAAAGGAUGAGAUCAAUCUCCUCCCUCCCCACCUAACAGACUCUGCCCUUCCCCCACGCGCGUCCCUUCCGCAAAGAGGGACCAUUAGGACCUGCACACCCUCCUCUGACGCCUCGCCUGCGGUCUAAAACACCCUAGAGACACAUGGAGCUGCUUCUACGGAGACCGCCUUCCUGUGUGGGACUCCUAUUCAGGACUUCACUGCGCACGCAGCUAAUACUGAGAAGCGACUCCCUCCACCGAAGUGCGCGCAGGACAGACCAGAACCCCUGUUCACCGACAGCUCAGCGGGGCCGCGUUUCUGCGCCUGCGCACCGCCUAACGUGGCUGCGCGUGCGCGGCCCUGCGGGAAAGAGACCCGGAGACUCUCAACUGCGGGGGCGGGGGCGCUGUGCGUCGCUGCAGGCGGAAGCUGGCGAAGAAAACGCCGAGGAACUGGGUUUGGAUGGCUGGCGGAGCUGAUUGGCUGGUGGAACAGUCCAGAUCGCGCCUUCCUGUGGGGUGGGGCACCCGUGAGGAGGCGUCGAGCCGCUACUGCAGGCCCUCGCUGGCGGGGCAGGGGGCGGGGCCGGAAGGGGCGGUCUCGCGGGAACGGUUUCGCGGGCGCGGGAGGCAGGCGCGUUUCUGGGACCCGCCCGGUGGAGGGCGCGCGUCGCCGGGGCUGAGGGCGCGGCGCUCCCGCGCGCAGUUCAGGCCUGACUCCCGCGCGGGGACUUGGUGGGCGCCGGGCGGCCUGCAGAGGUUAAACCUGCAGCGCGUGGGGCGGCUUCCGGCAUUCUCGACCGGCGCCGUCAGGCUGGUGUCGGGGACCCCACCCCGAUUCCGAGCCGGAGGGUCUGAGUGGCGCCCGUAACUGGUUUCAAAACCUCAGGUGACCCUGAUGCUCGGCCAGGGUUGAAGCCCAGCCCGCCGAGGUGGGGCGCCGCGUGGCUCCCCCAGAGCCCGGGGUAACCCCGGGGUCGGCCAGUGCGGGCAGGGAAGGGUCGUCGGCCCUGCAAGUCGUUGUGGGGUCCCGCACGCAGAUGUGGGGUUGGAGAGCGGACGCGGGCCUGACAUGCACGAGAUGCCAGGUGUCCGACGAGGGCGGACAGUGCUCCCCUGGGCGUCCGCUCUGGAGGAGAAGUGAGACGGGGGGCAUUUGCUGGGGGGGCAGGACCGGAGGAUGGAGGCUGCUGGGACGCUUGUGAGAAGUGGUCCUGCCGGUUUCCGAGUCGGAUGAGUUUGCUUUCUCUUCUGAGAACCUAGCUGGUUCUUAACACGCACGGAUUACGCUACUGUUCUGAAAAUAAGUUGUUCAAGUCACUUUGGACUUGACCAAACAUCUGGGUUCUUUUGUAAACGGUUUUUUAGGAUGGUCUUAUUGAUGGCAGAGUUCAUGUAUUGAACUUGAUUCAUUUUUUAUUUUUGGGUUUUGGGAGAUGGCUUUUACCUUAUUUCUAAAUUCUGAUGAUAUUUUACAGGAGCCUCAUAUAUGGAAUUAGAGACUUUUUUAUUAAUAGUUUUACUGAGAUGUAAUUUAUAUACCACAGAAUUUACCUGUUUUAAGUGUACAAUUCAGUGAUUUUUAACUCAUUGACAGAGUUGUGCAAACAUCACCUUAAUGGAAUUGAGAUUCUUUGGUGACUUCUUUUUCCUGGUAAUAGCCUUUAUUCUCAAGUUUUGCACAAGUGGACAUUUUAGAGAUGCAAUGUAACAUAAGGGCCUUUGAAAAUGUACACCCAAAUUGUGUUAUACAUGAGCAGGUGAAGUUAAGAGAGUUGAAGCAGAUGUUCCUCGAAGUUUCAGGUAGUGAGACUUUUGUGUAUUGCAAUACCAAAUAGAUAUUGAUCAUUUCAACUGUCUUGUUUGCCGAGGAGUAUGGCAUAAACUCCAUUUUCCAGAUGAGGAAAUCGACUUUGAAGGAUAAAUUGCCUAAAAGCUUCAUGGCUGUGCCUAGGCUGGGCCCCAACCCUGGAUGCUUUGUCUGAUACAUCUAGUUGAAAGAGAAAAGGCAGAACAAAAAGAAAUAUUUCUAGACCUGUUGGCAGAUGCCAACAGGUUCACCCUCUAUAUGAACUGAAAGAAAAAGAAGAUGCUGUGAACAUUUUCAGAUGAAGUUUUACUUGACUGAAGUCCAGAAACUGAACUUGCUUACUCAGAACCCAGAGUUUAAUAAAAGGACAAGAGAUCUUGGAUGAUGUGAGUCUUUUGGCUGAAGAAAGUGAGCUUUCCUUGGAGCUUUUUGGUCUGUGCCCAUUGGUGUUUCCAGAUUGAGUGACUCUCCUGUGCCCAGGUCCAGAUAUACUAGAGGCAAACAAAACCCCAGGAAACUCACCGCCCAAGAUUUGUUUGUUUGUUUGUCUUAUAAUUAGCAGGAAGAAUGAAGUGGAGAGUGAUGUCAGCAUCAUGGUGGAGUGAGCUGUUCCCUUGGUCUCUCCCUGCUAAGAUACAACAAAAAGGACAUUCAUUAACCAACAGAGGAUACCCACACAGAGCAAUAGGAUGUCUGAGAGAUCCAUGCAGCCGUAAGUCUGAAGUUUGGGGGUACUGCAUCGAUGGGAAGCAGUGGAAGGAGGCUCAGUUACUGAAUUCUGGAAAAGACUUCCAAGUACCAUCAUUUCAACACCUGCUACCAAUACAGUUUGCUCUUUUGGAGUAUGCCCUGGUGCCAGUUGUAUGACUCAAUAACUCUUUCUUUUCACAUGGGGUUUUCUGUCCUGAGGCUUCAUGCUAUGACUAUAUUUAUAUUUCAAAAGAAGGGAAAUAGAUGUUUCAUAUUAAAUUCCAAAUGGGAAGUUUAAUGUGUGCGUUGGCAUAUUUAGGAUAAGGAUGAAGCUAUCCUGGCCAAAAAAUUUGAGAAAGACAACACUUUUCACUCUGAAGGACCAAAAGAUGGGUAGAAAAUUUGGGAUAAAUGUGAACAAGAUUUGAUCCAUAAGGAAAAACAAAUAGUUAGACCUCCAUAUUCAUUCAGCUGGGAAACUAAAACUGUGCAAUCCCACUAUCAGAAAUUCCUCAGUCAGCUCGCUACUCUUCUGAGCAACAGUGUCAUCCCCAUACCAACCGCAGAGAAAGCUGUGAAAGAGAGAAUUCAGGAAACCGGUGCAAAUGAGCAAUCUUGGAAGUCUAGAAUGGAAAGUCUUCAGUGGGAAAUUCAGAUGCUCACUCAGCAAAUGGAGCAGCUGUACCAUCCUUAUGAAGAAAAUGUUUGUGAAUCAUCCCAAGAUGAAGAAACUAUAGGGAACAAAGAAGACUCUUGAAAUAUCCGGAAGGAAAAAUUGCUUUCAGUGGAAAGAAGGAAGGAGUACGUGAGUACUGGCUACCUGGAGAGACACCCAGGAGAGGGAACAGGCAAUCUGAGACUGUCAAAGAUAAACAUCUUGUCCUCCACAGUGCUUCACUGGGUGGAUCUGGUCAGCUACACACCCUCCUGUCCAAACUCACUUCUCUGCCUCAAGGAUCACGAAACUCUCCCUUACAACUUGAGAGAAUCUAGGAGUCUCGGCUUUAAUGAAAAAUCGGGAGGAGGGAUGUCUCCAGAGACUGGCCGUUUUGACAACCACUCCCUCGCUUCUGCUGCUAGGCCGCUGGAAGCGCCGAGGCUUCGAGAACCGCCUGUGGAAAUUUGCAGGGUGGAGAGGAGGCGCAGGAUCCCGGCCAGAGGGGGGCCAUCCUGGGCUGCGACUGGCAUCUCAUGCUGCGGGUGAGGGCCGGCGAUCUGGGUCCGGGCUGCGCGAGGCGCGCUCUCUCUCCGUGGCUGGUGGCCGCGGGCCGGGUGCGGGGAACAGAACUACCCCAGGAAAAGCACGUGUGCCUUUUAGAGAUUGCUAGGCCAGUGUUUACCUGCAAGCCAUUAUACCUGCCCAUGAGACUUUGAGAACAUUAUAAUGUCCCUUUGUGCCUCUUCUCACAAGGAGUUUUCUCAACUUGUCUUACCUAGUCAAGACAUGGAUAUCAAAAACUCACCAUCUAGCCUUAACUCUCCUGCCUCCUACAACUGCAGUCAGUCCAUCCUACCCCUGGAGCACCGCCCCAUCUGUAUACCUUCUUCCUAUGUAGAGAGCCACCAUGAAUAUUCGGCUAUGACAUUCUACAGCCCUGCUGUGAUGAAUUACAGUAUUCCCAGCAGUGCCAAUAGCUCCGAAGGUGGGCCUGGUCAACAGACCACAAGCCCAAAUGUGUUGUGGCCAACUCCUGGACACCUCUCUCCUGUGGCGAUCCGUCACCCAUCGUCACUUCUGUAUACAGAAACUCAGAAGAGUCCUUGGUGUGAAGCAAGAUCACUAGAACAUGCCUUAUCUGUAAACAGAGAGUCCCUGAAAAGGAAGGUUAGUGGGAGCAGUUGUGCCAGCCCUGUUACUAGUCCAAGUUCAAAGAGGGAUGCCCACUUCUGUGCUGUCUGCAGUGAUUACGCAUCGGGAUAUCACUAUGGAGUCUGGUCAUGCGAAGGAUGUAAGGCCUUUUUUAAAAGAAGCAUUCAAGGACAUAAUGAUUAUAUUUGUCCAGCCACAAAUCAGUGCACAAUAGAUAAGCACCGGCGCAAAAGCUGCCAGGCCUGCCGGCUUCGGAAGUGCCAUGAAGUCGGAAUGGUCAAGUGUGGCUCCCGGAGAGAAAGGUGUGGGUACCGCGUAGUGCGGAGGCAGAGAAAUUCCAGUGAGCAGCUGCACUGCCUGAGCAAAGCCAAGAAAAGCUGUGGACACGUGAGCCGAGUGAAGGAGCUGCUGCUGAGCACCCUGAGCCCCGAGCAGCUGGUGCUCACGCUCCUCGAGGCGGAGCCGCCCAACGUGCUCGUGAGCCGCCCCAGCACGCCCUUCACCGAGUCCUCCAUGAUGAUGUCCCUGACCAAGCUGGCCGACAUGGAGCUGGUGCACAUGAUCGGCUGGGCCAAGAAAAUUCCGGGCUUUGUGGAGCUCAGCCUGUUCGACCAAGUGCGGCUCUUGGAGAGCUGCUGGCUGGAGGUGCUGAUGGUGGGCCUGAUAUGGCGCUCAAUCGACCACCCCGGCAAGCUCAUCUUUGCUCCAGACCUCGUUCUGGACAGGGAAGAGGGAAAAUGCGUAGAAGGAAUUCUGGAAAUCUUUGACAUGCUCCUGGCAACGACUUCAAGGUUUCGAGAGUUAAAACUCCAACACAAAGAGUAUCUCUGUGUCAAGGCCAUGAUCCUCCUCAACUCCAGUAUGUACCCUGUAGCUGCAGCCCCUCAGGAGGCCGAGAGCAGCCGGAAGCUGACUCACAUCCUGAAUGCUGUGACCGACGCUCUGGUCUGGGUGAUCUCCAGGAGCGGCAUCCCCCCCCAGCAGCAGUCCAUGCGCCUGGCCAACCUCCUGAUGCUCCUUUCUCACGUCAGGCACGCCAGUAACAAGGGCAUGGAACACCUGCUCAACAUGAAGUGCAAAAAUGUGGUCCCAGUCUACGACCUGCUGCUGGAGAUGCUGAAUGCCCACACGCUUCACGGGUUCAAGUCCUCAGUCAGAGGAUUGGAGUGCAGCCUAGCAGAGGAGAGUGAGAGCAAAGACGGCUCCCAGAACCCGCAGUCCCAGUGAAGCCCAGCUCUGAGAGGACAGGCCGCAGAGGUCAGAGGCUGAAGCAUGAACUCCAGCACAAAUCGUGAGCCCCAUCGGGAGUGGGCGGGCUUCAUCGUCUUUCUACUGUGUGGUCCCUCAUUUGCUCAUGGCAAGCUUGUCUUGUACCAUCCUUUCCCCAACCUCCCCACUUCCCGGGCAUCAGGGUGAGAAAACCACAGUUUUGCUUGUUAUCAGGGGGUACAUUUGAAUGCAGAGUUUACAUCUUGCUCAGCCUUAUGGGAUCUCAACGUGGUCCCAUUCUUACUUUCCAUCUCCCUUCCAUCCCUUUGGAAGACAUCUUAAAGGUUGUGGAAUGAGUGGUGGAAAUCUGACUUGGAAGGGCUAUAAAAUAGGAAGGGGAGAGAAUGUGGUACCCUGACAGGAAGUGGGCUAACCUUUGGUGUGCAACCCGAGCUGUCCUUAGAUUGGAACUUUGUAUGCUCUCUUCUGGACCACUCGAUUGUAGGAUUGCAAACUGUGAUGACAAUCAAUUAACUAGUUUCACAUACCUACCUCGAGGGCCUGUGAGGACUGAAGUCACGUAUUGCUAUUACUCUGUUGAAGGCCAGAGGGAAUGUGAUCUAGGGAGCCAGUGGUCAAGCUAGGGUGCAAGCCAUGUUCUUCCCCCAAGACCUUGCUGCCAUCUUCACACAGAUCCAUCACUCGAUUUGCAUCCACAGAGCCUGCGAAUUAUUUGGGGGGCAGGGGGUGGCGUGUAUGAUCACGGUCAUGGAGGAGUGUGAUUUAACUCUCCUGCCCGCCCCCCCCCACCUUAGAACUCUGUUGUCCCAAGGGGCCUGGCGCGUGCUUGAGAAAUGUCCAGUGUUUAUGGGAAUGGGGCUGUUUCCUGUGGGACGGAGGUCACAGCCACAACACUUCCCUGGGGCAGCCACAACUGCCACAUCAGCCAUCCAGAGGAGACAGGGACACUUCAGGCUGUGUGUGUGCAAGGCACACUGUUCCCUGGAAGGGUGAAGGGCUAUACACGUGCCAGCGGGUCAGGUUCAGGGCUAAACUGUGUAGAUUUGAUGAGCACAUCACUCGAACAAGACCUGGUUUGUGAAUUCUACUUAAAAAAGAGAAAUAUUGAGGGUAAUUAUUUAUAGUAAGAAAGAAUUCUUUAUACCCUAGAGGUCUUUUAAAAUAUUUUCUUAUCAGAAUAUUUAUGUGGUGGGUUGGGUGAGAUAGAAACUUAGUAGGAGAUUCUUAUUCCAGAUGGAACAUAAAUAGGACAUGAUGAUAAAGCACCUCUGAAAUUACAAUUUUAACCUUUUAAAAAUUGAAAUUUUUGUACAAAUUUUCAGGAACAUAGUGAAUGCAUAAGAUGAGUUACAUCUAUCUUUGGGAAAUGAGCAACUAAAUAAGCAUGUUCCAUUUUUUUGAUCAUGUUUUAAAAAAUUACCUUGUAAUAGGCGAUUAAAACACAUUUUCUGUUUGAAAAUAGGUUUACUUUGGUUAGCGCAUUCUGUAUCUACUAAGUCAUUAGGAAGAUUACAUUCAAUGAGAUAAAGCUUGGUUUCUGCUAGUGAGACCUUGUAUAAUUCUUAAUUUUGAUAUUGGUGCAGUGUUACUAAAAGUUGAACAAAGCUGUUUCAGAAACACUUGGACGUAAACCUAGAGAACACACCAUUGUCUGUGUUCUGAGGUGGUUUGAAAUUAUUCUUAGUGACUCAGUGUUUCAGCCUUGGUGAGAUUCAGUACAGAAAACAUGAGCUUGAUUUUAUAGGCAUCGGGGAACCGUGUUAUCCAGAAGGUCAAUUUUCUUUCUUUCGGGCCAGCUUAGAAUCCCCCACGACAAACAGAAGGAAUGCGAGGCUAGAGAGUGGGAAGUGGGAGGCAGAGAAGGCAGCCUUCAACAAUUAUUUGCUGAUGAAAUUCUAUUAAUUGUAUUUAUUAAGAAGAAUACUAGGUUGAGAAAAAACAAAAAUAAAAAAACAAAGAACAAAAAAACCCAGAAUGAGGUCCAAGCCACUGCCACAUUAGUAUGUAGUAGAGUGAAGUUUAGGUUCACUAAACUCGAUUUUGGAUUUUGAUGCCCAAAGUAGGCACCAGAUUGGAUGCAGGCGUCCAGGCACCCUUUUGUGCCAAAUCCUGUGUGUGCUCUUAUGAAAGCACUAGUGCCCAUUACUCCUUUUUCACAGAUUUUCCUGCCUGCUUCUUGAGGCUGCUUGUGUUACUGCUUGUGAAUUUAGCCCAUGAGGAGGAUGCUACCCUUUUGGUAAUUUCUUCCUGGCUCAGGUCUCACCUGCCUGUGUGCUUGGGGAUGCAGGUUAAUUAGGUCAACCCCAGAGGCCUCUUUGGUGCAGGGCUGUUUCUUAGACUGGGGUCUGGGCCAAGGAGUAGUUGAGACAACAUGGUUUAUAGUUUAAAGGUCUUCUCUUGUUUUGAAUAUUCUUAGGUACUUUCCCCCUUUCAGGUGAAGUGUUUUGAAUCUCUCUGCCCCCCUGCUCCAACCAUGUCCUCCAAGGAUGACACCAGUGUGCAAAGUCAGGCUGCCAUUUUUAUGUGUUUUCCUUAAACCCUCAAUGUCCAUUUUAAAGAUUAGCCGUUUCUCUUUAAUAGUGCUUUCUUUUAAAUGUCUUCUUUUGGGAGGGUAUCCACCCCCCAAAGUGGUCCAUGGGCAACUUUAAAUUCUCCUGUAGCUAGGCAAGAUUUCAGUGUUUUCAAGUUCAGUUUUGAAAAGGAAUUAACUAGGGGGAAUAGGACCUGACAACUCUAAACAGAAAUUAAACUGAGUAUUGAAAAAAGAAAAACCUACCCAACUGCAUUGCAUGUAUUAUGGAACGCGAUCCUCAGCUUUGCCUCAGCCUCCUUUCCUACAUUUUGAUUUGUAAGUGAUCAUUUGAUAAGAGAAAUCUGUUUGUGGGAGAGGAGUGAGAUUUGGGCUUAAUUCCAAACACGUGAGUGUCUAAUAUGGGGUCAUAUAGACAAAUUUUAAUUAAAAAAUUAACAUGGAAUAUUCUUAAUACAGAGAACACGAGAACAGAGUGUUCCCUCAGGUUCUUGGGAGACAACUGUCAGUUCCUAGAAGGACCUGUGAGGGCGACGUGGGGGAGGCAGCACAGGGCGUUUCCACACGUCGUUCUAACUCCCGCUGCCCUCACGUGCCCCCCGUCUGGCCUCAGGUCUGUCACAUGCCCACUGUCCACCAGGACUAACUACAGAAGAUUCAACCCUAAAAUAAUUCUGGAUUUUUCUGGAAAAAUUGAGGUGGAAACAGAAGAUUAAGUUCUCAGCCUAAUAACAAACCUGGAGGGUCUUAACUGUAAUGAAAGAAAAACAAGGCAAAAUCAACAAAAGCUCCACAGUGAGCGUUUUUAUCUGGCUACUCCGCCUGCUAACUCAGCUGGAAGGGCAAUUAUUUUAGAUUUCAGGAAAAAAAAAUAAUCAGUUACCAAUUCUUGGCAGAGCUACGUUGUAUAUUCAUAUAUAUAUAAACUAAGUUGAAGCAAUUCUAGAAUUUUCUAGCAUGUGAAAACAGAGAGUUUGAUUGUUAUUUAAAUCUGCUAAGGGGCUUGCAUAUAUUGAUACCUUUUCAAAUUCAAGGUGAACCUUCAGUUUCUAGGUCUAUUUUGAAAUAAAACAUUUUUAUUUAAUAAGAUUUGACACAUUUCUUUAAGCUGCUAAAAAUCUUAAAAAAACCAAUAAAGGUUAUGUGAAGGAAAUGAUAAAAAUACAUUGUUUAGUACCUAAAAAUAAUAUUGUGGAACACUUACUACAUGCCAGCCAUGGUUCUCAGUGCCUCAUAUAUUCACAUGUAAUCCUCAUAAUAAUUACUGUCAGCCUGUUUUUCUGGCUGUGGAAAUCAGAAUAAGCAACUCGUCCCAGCUUUCUCAGGGAGUAAGUGACAGACACUGGUAGUCCAAGUCCAGGGCUAGAGGCAAUCAUGCAGUUUAGUUAAAAAAAAACAAAAGAAUAUUUUUUAGACCACAGAAUCCAUUCAUCAAAUGUAAUCUGACACGUAUGGCUGCUGUGGUCUAGCCGGGGCCCGCUGUGGCACUCUCACCCUCUCAAGUUCCAGAACACCCCUGUAGACAGAGAAGUUUAGUCCCAUCUUUUAACAUGUGUACAAUAAAGCCCAGAGGGGCAAACUGACCACUCAAGGUCAUAAAACUACUUACGGCAAAGCUUGGACCAGAAUUCAAGUCUUCUGCCUACGUAGCCAGCACUGUUCCUGCCGCAGGCCUUGCUUCUGUCAGUCUGCUGCUGGAGCCGAAUCUCUGCGUGACGGAGAUGGUUAUGGUCGCCCUACGCUACCUGUAGCUCCUUCCUUCUCAGCUUAGAUGGCAUCUGCAUGAACCUUCACAGAACAGCGGCAAUGACAGAUGGAAAAAAUAGGAUGAAUUAUUUUAUUCCUGCCUUCCCGUCCUGGGCUCAUAGCUGGUGGGUAGUAUUGCUGUCACCUCCUUACUACUGUUGCUUCCCCAGAGGCAGUGCCGUGCAGUACGCUCCUUGGAAAUUUACCAGUGUAAAAUGCUCACACCUUUUAGGCACUGAUGCUUCCCUGUGGACUCUGGUAUACUGUAGUGUGAAACACGUGCCAUUUAUUCUGUACAGCUCUCAGAGUUGCUGGAACCUUGGCUCCAGUGGGCAGCUCUAAGACGUGCCCUGUCUCGGCCAUGUACGAUCCUCUUAUAACUCUUUUUGUUGCUUUGGAGUCAAGGAUCCUUUUUUUUUGAAUUCCAAGGGUCCUCUUCACUUGUGGGGCUGGUCACUGUUACGUGAUGGUGGGUUUCCUUUACAGGAAGGGCAGAGGUUUGACGAUACCAGCCCAGACCAGCUCCCGUUGAUUGCAUAAGCUAUGCUGCUGCAUUUGCUUUUCUGUGUUGGGUGUCUAAAUGCUGUGACUGUUGGUCAGAGAACUUCAGUGGUCUGGUGUACCUCAGUGCCUGCUGGCUGGCUAUCGUGUCAUUUUUUUAGAUGAAUGCCUUGUACCAUUAAGCAGACUUUUAAAUUUGGGCCUUUUUACAAAUGAAUGUUUGCUGUUGUGGGAAAGCAAAUUGUGAGAUCUGCUUUCCAUUCCUCCAGGUACUACUUUUCCUUUGCCGUGUCUUUUAAUGUCUGUGGAACUGUUGCAAAAAGAAGUUUAAUGUGACAUAAGCUAAAUAAAGUGUUUUUGUAA
Molecule: messenger RNA, 12058 nt
Organism: Equus caballus (horse)
Lineage: Eukaryota; Metazoa; Chordata; Mammalia; Perissodactyla; Equidae
Source: RefSeq, a predicted model, not a curated record